AGUGGGCCCUUGCUUCCUGCGCAGUCGAGUCGGGCGGACGGCUGUAAAGGGCGCCGGCCAGCUUGCGCUCCAGCCACGAGAGCGUGGCAACCUCAAGGCUCCAGCGUCCCAGCAUGUGGUGGAGUGUCGGGUCCUGGGGCUUGAGCUGCACCGCUUUGUCAACGUGUUCCUGCAAGCCGCAUGGGCGCCAACUCUUCAAUACUCAUCGCCUGACAAUGGCACCAUCAAGCCAACGCUUCAUCAUUCAGACGGCUUUAACCACGGCUGCACCCCGACAAUGAAUCGCAUCACAGCUGCAUCGAGUCACAUCACCCCUGCAUCCGCUGCAUCAUCAGAACGAGUGACUUCCACUCCCAAGUCAAAGCCAAAACAGCGUGUUGGCUUGUGGCCAAUAGUAGCAGCCGUCGGAGUGGUAGGCGUAGUGACGGUCGUUGUCUUGAUGGGUUUGGUCAUCCCUGGCACCUCGGUGUGGCAGCAGACAACGGUCACGAGCUCUGGUGGCCCCACCACCACCAGCAAGUCUCUUGCACCGCCCACCGCCCACACAAAGCCCGCGGACAAGGGUACCGAACUCGCACGCAUCCUUGCCAACGUCAGCAGAAGCUACUUACGUCGAACGCUCAGAUUUCUAUCGGAAAAGCCGCACCUGUCCGGUACAAAGUACAGCGAGGAAACCAUCGUUGAUUUCAUUGCGGACGAGUUUCGCAAGAAUGGACUGGACACGGUUGAAAAAGUGCCCUAUCGGGUCCUGCACCAGUACCCGGACCCGAACAACCCGAACAAGGUGCAGUUGGUGGACGCCAAUGGAAAAGUGCUUGAAGAGGCGAAAUUGAUCGAAGACCCUGUGCCAGGAGACAAUGUGGACGGUUUGGUGCCUGGGUACCUCUCAUAUGCACGACCGGGUACAGUUGAGGCGGAUGUGGUGUACAUUGGUUCUGGAACGCAUGGAGAUGUGGACAUGCUGGAAGCCAACGGAAUAUUCGUUAAAGGACGCAUCUGCCUGGCGCGAUAUGGCGGUGGGCACCGUGGCGGAAAGGUCACUGUGUGCCAAGAACGUGGCGGUGUCGGAACCAUCAUCUUUCUGGAGCCCAGCUUGCCAAACGCGAAGGAGUUCUACCCAAAGUCGACUCUUGUAGAUGGCUCGGCACUGCAACGUGGGGCUUUGUACACAUUUGCCGAUGUUGAGACUCCGGGCUACCCGUCAGUUGAUGGAGUUUACCGCGACAUUAAUAGCAGCGAACUGCCCAAAAUUCCGGCCCUCACGGUCAACUACAACUUCGCUAAGAAAGUGCUCGACCAGAUGCAGGGCAAAGUGGUCAACCUCAGUGGAGGUGCUCGGCCAGCUGGUCCCAUCAAAGAUGGCAGGAAGCUGAGACUCACAGUGAACAGCAAGUGGGCGAGGCCCGUCGUCUACGAUAUCAUUGGCACCGUCAGGGGCCGUCUGGAGCCUGAUCGGUACAGUAUCACAGGAGCCCACCACGAUGCCUGGGUAUAUGGCACCAUCGACCCGUCAUCGUCGACCGCCAACAUUCUCGAGCUUAGUCGACUGCUGGGCCACCAUUUGAAGCGUGGCUGGCGACCGCGGCGCACGGUGGUGCUGGCGAUCUGGGCCGCGGAAGAGACAGCCAUAGCGGGAUCUGGCGAGUGGGUGGAGGAGAAGCUGCUCCGUCUCAACCGCGGAGGCGUAGGCUACGUCAACGUAGACAACUGUGUCUCCGGGAUCAUGUUUUUCGCCUACGCCUCGCCUGUGCUGAAGAACUUCCUCGUGGAUACAACCAAACUUGUGCCGUUCAACGACACCAAGACUCUGCACGACUACUGGUACAACUAUGAGCACGAGUACGAGCGCAAGCACAAGGGCACCACGGGAAAGACUGAACUCAAGGUGUACCUGACCCACGGAGGGAUGGACAACUCUGCCUUCAAUUUCGUUGCCGGAGUUCCUUCGGCUAUUUUCACCUUCCGGCCUGACAAGAAUGUGUUCAAGCUGGGCUCUUACCCUGCCUACCACACGGCGUUCGAGACGAUUCGUCUGUUCGAGACUCUGAUUGAUCCGACCUACCACUUCAUGGAGACGUGCACUCGCUUCAACGGGAUGCUGACACUGAUGCUGGCCGAUGCGGAGAUCCUUCCCUACGACUUCCGCAACGUCGCUCAAGAGAUCUCCAAAAGCGUCGCUAAGCUGUCCUUGUACCGCAAGCAGCUUGAUACAUAUGAUGCACCCAUGGACUGGCUGCUUGAGGAGGUGGAUCUGUAUGGAAAGGCAGCCGUGAGGUGGCACGAGUGGCUGGCAAACGCAACGCUAGGGGAGGAUGACCGGCGGCGGGUCAACGACCGCAUGGUUCUGGUGGAGCGUGCCCUGCUGAGCCAGGCGGCCUGAAGGGGCGGCCCACCUUUCGGCACCUAAUCUUCUCACCCCAGCUGGCCAAUGCGUACGCGGGCACGGGGUUUCCUGUGGUACAUGACCUUGCGUACCAGGCCGGACGCCUGCCCGUAGAAAAGCAGGGGCCCAUCUGGCGUCGCGUGCGGGCCUUCAUCAACCAGGCCUGUAUUGCCGUGCGAAAUGCCCGGAUACUGCUCGACUUCGACAUGGCAAUACCCACGGGGACUAAAUCUAGCAAUCAUCGUGUGAACAUAAUGUAAACAAAGAGUGAUAAAGAAAAAAUAUUUUCUG
Molecule: messenger RNA, 2674 nt
Organism: Rhipicephalus microplus (southern cattle tick)
Lineage: Eukaryota; Metazoa; Arthropoda; Arachnida; Ixodida; Ixodidae
Product: N-acetylated-alpha-linked acidic dipeptidase 2
Molecular function (GO): carboxypeptidase activity
Source: RefSeq, a predicted model, not a curated record